AAUCUCUGUGUGACACUUUCACUUUUCAACCCAUUGUCAAUGUUUUUGGGACAUCUUGCAAAGUAUUUACUGGGUGGGACAGGUUGAACCACACACUGAACACAUCAUCUCAGGACAUAACCUGUUUUCUUGCUCUGACAAAGACAUCUGGUUCUUCAAGGAAAUAAUAAAGUACACUAUUAUUAUACUUGUCACGUGUGCUUUAAGGUAGAAGGGGGCCAUUAUAAAAAUAAAUAAAUACGUAUCAAAAUAUCCCAUGUAUGUAUUUAAGGAAUGUUCACAACAUACUGAUCUCCAUCAACAGACAAUUAAAUGGUAAAAUGAUUUGUCUUUUAAACAUUUGCAGGAUAUCUUAUGUUUGAAGUCAACAUGGGAAAAAGAGUUAGAGCUCAGCUUUUCUGAAGAGCUCUGGUCUGAGGCUCUUGUUAAUAUUUAAUUUUACUUCUGCUUGUGCCCGGUUAAGUCUGAUUAAGUUAAAAGUUUUGCACCGCACCCACUUUACCAAAGCUAGACUUCAUAAAUUGUUCUCAGAAACAGAUGACUCUUGUAUCAGAUGUCCUUUUCUCCAGCUGACCAUGUUCAUACAUUCUCUUAAUUCAGUGCGGUUAAAUGUGGGGUUAAGGAAAAACAAAUGUGACCAAUCACGGAAAGUAGGGACACAAGUCGGUUCUGGGGCAUUUUGAGUUAUUCACAGAUUCUGAAAGUGUAGUCUCCAAGCUUUCCAACGAUGUGUAACACAUGAAGAGUUUGGUUCCAAAACGCGAUAAACGCCAAUUUUGAAAAAAACGAGUUACCGCCAAAACAAGCUCCCCAUUGACUCUCUAUUCAAAGUUCGAUAAUCAGUUUUUAACAAAACGCGAUAUCCGCCGUGUUUCGCUGCCAUGUUUCUUCCCUUUUUUCUCAAACAGAGACAAACACCAGUCCUGUUUUUCCGCAAAGCCCUACAGUUCCAUUCGACCAAUCACCGCGCACCAUUCCAUGACGCAAACUGUCAUGGCGGCACCCUGUCAGUAGACGCCGGUAAACACUCGCCUCAGACUUUUAAGUUUUUAUAUAGGCUACUAAAAUGAAUAACUUUGAUGGUAUUGAGGAGCCAGUGGUCGUGUCGUCUGUGGGAAAGAAGCGGAAGCCGUCAAAAGACAACCACGAAAGGGAAGUCAGAAAGAGAGUCAGAAACUCAGGCGGUGGCAAAAUACCGGUGAUUGCUUGUUCUCACAGUGAAUCAAAAAACUUUUGUCAUGCCGACAAACUGACAGCUGAUGAUCUUGUAAAAAACUUCGACACUCUCUACUGUCAUACCACGAAGGCCGAACAAGACCAAGCAAUUUUACGCCUGAUAACAGUAAAACGGGUACAGCGAAGACGUCCCAAGGUGGCAAUUGAAGAUGCACAGAAGGAGAGGGAGGUCACGAACGAGUACUACUUGCUCUCCAAGGAUCAUCCCACGAAGGUUCCUGUCUGCAAGGCAACUUUCUGUGCAGCGCUGGGUAUUGGCAAAGAUAGAGUAGCUCGAGUGGCAAGAUAUUAUGCAGAGAAUGCUGAGGCCAGACCAGAACGUAGGGGUGGUGCUCGCAAAGUUACAGAAAAUAAAGAAAAGAAGAAACUUGUGAUGGAUCACAUUCAAACAUUCACUUGUAGGGCAAGCCACUAUGGCAGAAGAGGAGCACCUGGGCGGUUUGGUUUAAUGGUUUAAUAUAAGUGAUGUUGUUCAAGUUUUGGGGUUUGUCAUAUGUAUAGACAACCUUUCCUUGUUAUUUAUUGUUAUGUCUUUGCUCAAUUUCAUACAGAAAGUGAGUUUUUUGUUGAUGAAAUGGAUUUGUA
This is a messenger RNA of Cyprinus carpio (common carp), 1821 nucleotides long. RefSeq lists its product as uncharacterized. The record is from RefSeq and is a predicted model, not a curated record. Bases 1067 to 1693 code for a protein of 208 amino acids. The transcript is spliced from 2 exons. NCBI's taxonomy places the organism in Eukaryota, Metazoa, Chordata, Actinopteri, Cypriniformes, Cyprinidae.